AUGUCCUUCGACCAGCCCCUCCCGCCCUUCAACGCCUCGGACCCGACGGCCACCUUCCUCAACUCGUCGUGCCUCGACCUGCUGCUGAUCGAGAUCGUGCCCAUGGCGUACCGGCUGGUCAACGAGCUGGACGACGCGGCCGAGGUGGCGGCGGCGGACCGGAGCACAGCGGCGGGGGCCGGGACCGGGACCGGGACCGGGACGGCAUCCAAGCAAGGAGCAGGUGGUGAUGCCGCCUCGCUGUCGACGACGGCCACGGCCACGGCGACGGGCAGGAAGCUGGACGAUGAGGAGGAGCGCGAUGCCGUCUUCUACCGGCUCGAGACGCUGGGGUACCGUGUGGGACUUGGGCUCGUCGAGCGCUUCUCGCGCGACCGGCCGCGCUUCAACGACACGCUCGACGUCAUCAAGUUCCUGUGCAAGGACCUGUGGACGCUCGUGUUCCGCAAGCAGAUCGACAACCUCAAGACCAACCACCGCGGCGUCUACGUGCUGACGGACAACCUGUUCCGGCCCCUGUCGCGCAUGAGCACCGACGCCGGCGGCCAGGCCGUCGUGCGCGCCCAGCCUUUCCUGUGGUUUCCCUGCGGCAUCGUCAAGGGCGCGCUGGCGGCGCUGGGCAUCAACGCCACGGUGCAGGCCGAGUCGAGCGAGCUGCCGGGCGCCGUGUUCCAGAUCAAGACGAUACCGGCCAAGUCGUGA
Molecule: messenger RNA, 702 nt
Organism: Neoarthrinium moseri
Lineage: Eukaryota; Fungi; Ascomycota; Sordariomycetes; Amphisphaeriales; Apiosporaceae
Exons: 3
Coding region: 1-702 (233 amino acids)
Biological process (GO): regulation of GTPase activity; endoplasmic reticulum to Golgi vesicle-mediated transport
Cellular component (GO): trans-Golgi network; TRAPP complex; cis-Golgi network
Source: RefSeq, a predicted model, not a curated record